Phytophthora sojae is the source of this 888-nucleotide messenger RNA. RefSeq lists its product as hypothetical. Gene Ontology annotation, biological process: cell wall modification. Gene Ontology annotation, molecular function: pectinesterase activity. The transcript has 4 exons. The record is from RefSeq and is a predicted model, not a curated record. The coding region runs from base 1 to 888 and encodes 295 amino acids. NCBI's taxonomy places the organism in Eukaryota, Oomycota, Peronosporomycetes, Peronosporales, Peronosporaceae.
AUGCCACCUCUUGCCAGCCCAGGCACAGUCGCCACCGACAACGUCUGCAAUGGACCCAGCGCGCGCACCCAACCUCCAGCAGGAGCUAUCGGAGUGGCCAACAUCCCCAACACGACAGAUGAACACACGCUCUUCGUGUUCCCCGGGGUCUACCGUGAACAAGUGUUCAUCGAUCCGUUGAAUGGCCCCUUGGUGCUGCAGGGCUACACCUGCGACACCAUGUCGUACGCUGCGAACCAAGUGACCAUCACCCAGGCCAAGGCUCAGCGCGACAUCCCAAUGGACUACAUCGGAGACCGCAACUACCCGACCAGCACCAUGGGUCUCGCGGCGAGCAACGUGAAGAUGUACAACCUCAACGUCGCCAACACGGCCGGCAAAAUCGGCGGUAAAGUGGGUCAGGCCGUGGCUGCGUACGUGGGGAACGGGACGGACUACGGCUUCUACGCGUGUAACUUCAGUUCAUACCAGGACACGCUCUGUGCGAUGAACGGCAAGCAGCUCUACGCUCGCUCGUACAUCGGAGGUGCUGUCGACUUCAUUUUCGGCAAAGUCGCGACUGCGUGGUUCGAGGACUGCGAUAUCGAGUCGGUCGGAAAGGGUGGAUUUAAUUCGACGUAUCUGGGUCGCCCAUGGCGUCCCUAUUCCCGCGUCGUGUUCGAGAACAGCGAGCUCAGCGACAUCGUCCGUCCGGACGGGUGGAAGAUGUGGAACAACGACACCAACACGGCCAACAUUUUCUACAAGGAGUUCAACAACACUGGCCUCGGUGCGGCCACCGACAAGCGAGUGACUUUCAGCGGGAAACUGGACAAACCGGUGCUCAUCACGGACACCUUCGGCGAGAAGUACACGUCGGAGUGGUGGGUGGACGCCAAGUAUCUGUAA